Ochotona princeps (American pika) is the source of this 387-nucleotide messenger RNA. Its product is annotated as zinc finger protein 793-like. Lineage: Eukaryota; Metazoa; Chordata; Mammalia; Lagomorpha; Ochotonidae. Bases 115 to 387 code for a protein of 90 amino acids. The record is from RefSeq and is a predicted model, not a curated record. Gene Ontology annotation, biological process: regulation of DNA-templated transcription. The transcript is spliced from 5 exons.
GGGGCCAGAAGGUGGACUGAUGUGAGAGGCGACAGCGGCCCCUGCUGUUGGAAGGCUCAAGCUGCAAGAGAGGAGGCCACUUCCAGCCUGAGGUGUAGCCCUGCAGCCUGCUACAUGCUUCCCAGGCGGGAGAACACCAACACACCUUCAGUGUUGGUGUCAUUUGAAGAUGUGGCUGUGGACUUUACCCAGGAAGAAUGGCAGACAAUGAAUAAUACUCAGCGGGCCCUGUACAGGGAGGUGAUGCUUGAGACCUAUAACAAUCUGCUGUCCUUGGGGUACUCCAUGACAAAGCCUGAUGUGAUUCUCAAGUUGGAGCAAGAAUCAGCACCAUGGACAGUGAAGAAAUCUGUCAGGCAGAAAUUUCUAGAAUAUCAGUCGCCCUAA